This is a messenger RNA of Neolamprologus brichardi, 6631 nucleotides long. Lineage: Eukaryota; Metazoa; Chordata; Actinopteri; Cichliformes; Cichlidae. The record is from RefSeq and is a predicted model, not a curated record.
UGCAUUCUGGGUUCAACCCAAGAUGGCUGCGCCCUUGUAGAAGUGCUGAAGAAGUGCCUCUUCGGAGAAAUUCCCGGAAUUAUUUGAGAUUUCCUCGAAGACCGUCGCUCGGAGCCGACUACCAGGGCCGCUGCUACGUAGAAGGAGUCCACGCGAGCCCAGUCAUUGAUAAGUGCGGCCGCCGUUACGUGUGGCUGUGGCAGACUGUCCGUGUGAAGAUGGGCCUCGCCUGCAGCCCCUUCCCAUAGCGAAGAGCCGUGGGGAGAGGAGCCGCAGAUUCCCCUGCAAACACGCGCCCGUGCAGCUCGGAUUUGACGGCUUUGACUUACUCUACAGGCUCUGGACGCUGCCCUACAAUUUGCUGACCAGGAUUGUGUGUGCGACCGUGUCUGUCAUUGUCCGGAGAAGGAGAGCUUCCACAGCCCGGGCUGAUAAUCCCACCGCACCAAGGGCCCUGAUGAAAAUGGACUCAGACUUGCUUCAUUCACCGGCCGUGGGCCUCGCUGAGGAAGAGGAGGCCGAUAUGAAUGACUGGAAACUUCCCUUGGCCUUCAUGAAGAAGAGGCACUCAGAGAAGAUUGAGGGCUCCAAGGCCCUGGCGCAGAGCUGGCGGAUGAAGGACAGGAUGAAGACUGUGAGCGUGGCGCUGGUGCUGUGCCUCAACGUGGGAGUGGACCCACCCGAUGUGGUCAAGACCUCCCCCUGCGCCAGACUGGAGUGCUGGAUAGAUCCUCUGUCGAUGAGUCCACAGAAGGCCCUGGAGACCAUCGGGGCCAACCUGCAGAAGCAGUAUGAAAACUGGCAGCCCAGGGCCCGUUACAAGCAGAGUCUGGACCCCACGGUGGAUGAAGUGAAGAAACUGUGCACGUCACUCAGACGCAAUGCCAAGGAAGAACGAGUCCUCUUCCACUACAACGGCCACGGCGUGCCACGACCUACCGUCAAUGGAGAGAUCUGGGUUUUUAAUAAGAACUACACCCAGUACAUCCCGCUGUCCAUCUACGACCUGCAGACGUGGAUGGGGAGCCCGUCCAUUUUUGUGUACGACUGCUCCAACGCGGGAAUCAUCGUCAAGUCGUUCAAACAGUUUGCCCUGCAGAGAGAGCAGGAGCUGGAGGUGGCAGCCAUCAACCCCAGCCACCCGCUUGCCCAAAUGCCCCUGCCGCCCUCCAUGAAGAACUGCAUCCAGCUUGCCGCCUGUGAGGCCAGUGAGCUGCUGCCCAUGAACCCUGACCUCCCCGCUGACCUCUUUACAUCCUGUCUCACUACGCCCAUCAAGAUCGCCCUACGUUGGUUUUGUAUGCAGAAGAGUGCCAAGUUGGUGCCAGGGGUGACGUUAGACCUCAUUGAGAAGAUCCCUGGCAGGCUCAAUGACAGACGCACUCCCCUCGGAGAGCUCAACUGGAUCUUCACAGCCAUCACCGACACGAUCGCCUGGAAUGUUCUGCCUAGAGAUUUGUUCCAGAAGUUGUUUCGUCAGGACCUGCUGGUGGCCAGCUUGUUUCGCAAUUUUCUGUUAGCAGAGAGGAUAAUGAGGUCAUACAACUGCACACCAGUCAGCAGCCCCCGCCUGCCCCCUACAUACAUGCACGCCAUGUGGCAAGCGUGGGACCUGGCCGUGGACAUAUGCCUCUCUCAGCUGCCCACCAUCAUCGAGGAGGGCACCGCCUUCAGACACAGUCCUUUCUUCGCAGAGCAGCUGACAGCGUUUCAGGUGUGGUUGACGAUGGGCGUAGAGAACAGAAACCCACCUGAGCAGCUCCCAAUUGUACUGCAGGUCCUCCUGAGUCAGGUGCACCGGCUGCGUGCUCUGGACCUGCUCGGACGGUUUCUGGAUUUGGGACCCUGGGCCGUCAGUCUGGCCUUGUCCGUGGGGAUCUUCCCCUACGUGUUAAAGCUGCUUCAGAGCUCAGCCAGAGAGCUGCGGCCGCUGCUGGUUUUCAUCUGGGCUAAAAUCCUCGCUGUGGACAGCUCAUGUCAAGCUGACCUGGUGAAAGACAAUGGGCACAAGUACUUCCUGUCAGUGUUGGCUGACAAUUACAUGCCUGCUGAGCAUCGGACCAUGGCUGUCUUCAUUUUAGCUGUUAUAGUGAACAACUAUACCACAGGGCAGGAGGCCUGUCUGCAGGGCAACCUGAUAGCAAACUGCCUGGAGCAGCUGUCAGACCCCCAUCCCUUGCUCCGCCAGUGGGUGGCUAUUUGCCUGGGACGCAUCUGGCAGAACUUUGACCCGGCGCGUUGGUGCGGGGUUCGCGACAGCGCCCACGAGAAGCUCUACACUCUGCUUUCAGAUCCCAUUCCAGAGGUGAGGUGUGCAGCUGUCUUUGCUUUGGGGACGUUUGUGGGGAACUCUGCUGAGCGGACGGACCACUCCACCACCAUCGACCACAACGUGGCCAUGAUGCUGGCCCAGCUCAUCAACGAUGGCAGCCCUGUGGUCCGAAAGGUCGCUACAACACGCAGACAGACACUNGUCGUCCAAUAUGAGAGCAACUUCUGCACUGUUGCCCUCCAGUUUAUUGAGGAAGAGAAGAACUACUCCGUGCCGUCACCGGCCAACACCGCGGAGCCCGGUAACCUGACUCCAGUGAGGGACAGCCCGGCCAUCCCUCGCUUACGAUCAGUCAACUCCUACACCAACAUCCGAACUGCUACCACUGCCCGCAACCUGAACAAAAGUCUGCAAAACCUCAACCUCAAUGAAGAGGGUGGACCAGCAGCCUUCUCUCCCGGUAACUUGAGCACCAGCAGCAGUGCCAGCAGCACCCUGGGGAGUCCUGACAACGACGAGUACAUCCUCUCUUUUGAAACCAUCGACAAAAUGCGACGGGUGUCCUCGUAUUCUUCUCUGAACUCCCUCAUAGGCGUGUCCUUCAACAGCGUUUACACUCAGAUCUGGAGAGUGCUGCUUCAUCUGGCUGCAGACCCUUUUCCUGAAGUGUCAGAUCUGGCCAUGAAGGUCCUCAAUAGCAUAGCAUACAAGGCUAUGAUGAAUGCCAGACCUCAGAGGAUCCUGGACUCAGGAUCGCUCACCCAGUCGGCCCCGGCCAGCCCCACCAGCAAGGGCACGCACAUACACCAGGCUGGUGGUUCUCCACCAAUGCCCAGCACCAGCAGUUCCAGUCUGACCAACGAUGUUCCCAAACCCCCCACCAGGGAGCAGCCGGCCACACGACCGCCUUACACCCCAACGCUGGGAGGACAGGCGCCCCACUCACACCAGUUUACCCGCACUCGCAAAAUGUUCGACAAGGGACCCGAGCAGGCAGCUGAAGACAGCGAUGAACCAGGUGGUCACAGGAACUACAUCAGUCCGGCCCUCCAGACAGGCUUGUGCGACUGGAGCGCCAAGUAUUUUGCUCAGCCUGUCAUGAAGAUCCCCGAGGAGCACGACCUGGAGAGUCAGGUGAGGUUGGAGCGUCAGUGGAGGUUUCUGAGAAAUGCUCGCGUAAGAAGGCAGAGUCGAAGCAUCAUACAAAGAGGUAUUUCUCGUCUGGAUGAUCAAAUAUUCAUCAACCGCAACCCCGGAGUGCCGUCAGUGGUCAAGUUCCACCCCUUCAACACCUGCAUCGCCGUGGCUGACAAGGACAGCAUCUGCUUUUGGGACUGGGAGAAGGGCGAGAGACUGGACUACUUCUACAACGGAAACCCUCGUUAUACUCGCAUCACAUCCAUGGAGUACCUGAACGGACACGACUGCUCACUGCUGCUCACCGCAACAGAUGAUGGAGCGCUACGGAUCUGGAAGAACUUUGCUGACCAGAAGAAUCCGGAGAUGGUGACGGCGUGGCAGGGUCUCUCCGAUAUGCUGCCCACUACCCGAGGUCUGGCCAGAAGGGUCUCCAUCUAUCUUGACAGGAGUAAGCAAGGAGGUGAGUGUUGCAUUUCCCUUCUAUUCUCCCUCACUACUAAAGCACAUAAUGUAACAGAAGCAACAACGUUACCUUUACAGACCUUAACAAGAGGAUUUGUGUGUGUUCUUGUGUUCGUGCGCCAGGACAUCCCAACAGGAGCGGACAGCUGUGUGACCAGCCUCUCCUGCGACUCCCAGCGUUCGCUGAUCGUUGCCGGUCUGGGCGACGGGUCUGUGCGGGUCUUCGAUCGGAGGAUGGGCCCCAAUGAAUGUCGUGUGAUGACCUACAGGGAGCACGGAGCCUGGGUGGUAAAAGCUCAUCUACAGAAGGAGACAGACGGGCACAUCAUCAGCGUCAGUGUUAACGGAGAUGUGCGGUUCUUUGAGCCACGGAUGCCGGAGUCCAUCAAUGUGCUGCAGACGGUGAAAGGCUUGACGGCUCUAGACAUCCACCCGCAGGCCAACCUGUUCGCCUGUGGAUCAAUGAACCAGUUCAUAGCGGUCUACAACGCAAACGGCGACGUGAUCAGCAACAUUAAGUACUAUGACGGUUUCAUGGGACAAAGGAUUGGUGCCAUCAGCUGUUUAGCCUUCCAUCCUCACUGGCCUCACUUGGCGGUAGGCAGCAACGACUACUACAUGUCCAUCUACUCGGCAGAGAAGAGGCUCAGAUAACACACCAGCAUCCAUCACCUCUCCUCCCCAUCAACACACAUGAAUUGUGACCCUGAGCCUCAAGCACCGGGAUGUAAAUGACGUUCUUUUUUGUUUCUCGUGUACAUAUGCAAUUACCACCCUGAAUGUUCUAGUGAUGGCUGCUGACGAAAACUCAUGCUACAGACGACUCUCUAUAUAUAUAUUAUAUUAUCAUCGUUUAUUCAUAUUCUUAUUAUGAAGCUAAUGAUUGUAGACUUGGCUGUGCUGAGUGUGUAUAUUUAAAUAGCAUCUACAGAAGAAGAGAGGUUCUAUUUUAAAAAAGAAAAAAAAAAAAGUGGUACCUGUCGAUCACCGGGGGCCUCUCCUCGCCACGCAGCGAGCAUCACUACCUGAACAAACUCUGACACAAUCCAGAUGUGGCGAGAGAGGACGGCACGCACACACUGUUAAAACACAUUAACCGGUGCAGGAAACAUGAACUCGCCACGCCACCGAACCCCGGUGCGUGUGCGUAAACUGGAGUUUCGUGACUUCGCAGCACCUGCCGCCAAGACGUUUGGAAAGACGGACCCCGGGAAGGUGGAUUGUGAUUACUGUUCCCUGAAAGCGUCAAGCCGGCAGACGUGACGAGUUUGUUUUGGUGAGCGUUAGAAGGAAUUACAGCACAGAUGUGCCCUGCCCACAGCGGGCUCUCAUAGCCUUGGACUUGCCCAAAAAGACACCUGCUCCCAUUCUGCAGUUCUCCUCCUCGCUUCCUUCGCCCCAGCGUGCCAAACAAAAUCAUCCUUUCCAUGCAGUCCCCUUCGCUGUGGCUCAGAGGGGUGUGCUUUUUUGUUUUGUUUGUUUUAGCUAAACCUGCUUUGUUACUAGGAUGACGCAUGCCCUUGUAUCUAGCACAGUGAGAGGAGAGCUAGCCAAGUACCUGGUCCUACCUGGAGACCGCGGCAGCUUACCUACCUGCCUCUGCAAAGCAAUAAGACUGCUCAUGAUCGAUCCAGCCUCAAGCUCUUCCUGUUUCCCACAGAAAAACACACUUCCAUUCGGAGGGGGUGUUCGGCUGCCACAGUACAGCAAUACAAACGCACACAUUUCCAUUCACGACAGCGAGUUUCCUUUAGACUUCAUCGUACGGCUGUGCCAUCUUUACCUGCUGUCACGGUAAAGAUGGCGGUUUUAUUGGUUUACCUGAGGGUGAAACGAGCCCUCGAAAAACUGCUUUCAUUUUUAUAGUAAAGCUUCUUGUUAAUUUAAACCAAUCAGGCGCAGCUUUGUCUUCACUCAGAUCCUUUUUCUUUGCUGCAGGGUUUCAUUUGAGCUCUUAUUUUGCUUUUAUUGCAGACGUCUUUGGAUUGAUUAUGUGUAACGGAGCGAAAGUGCGCCGCAUGCUUAGAGAGCGCCGACUCACCUGUUGUUGCUCACUGCAUCAGGUUUCAGUCAGCCCCCUAGAUUUCGCUCAGGUAUUUCACGAGCCCCCGUCAGCCCCCUCCUCCCCCUGCAGCAUGAUAGGCAGGUGAGGUCAGUCACAAGCAAGAGAUCAUGAAAACUGACGUCAAUGUGGUGCUCUUUCCUAAAGCUUUUUUUUUUUUUUUGUGCAUUAUCACCAUCGUCGUGCCUCUCCUCUGAGGCAGCUUUGCCUUUUUAAUCUUUUUUUUUGUCCUUUUCUUGUAUUUUUCUAUGUUUUUAAUUCUUCUUUGUUCGCCUUGGCCUCGGGGGGCGGGUGGGGGAGCUUUAGCAUUCAAAGGCUGCUCCCCCCGCUCUUUUCCUGCCACGCCUCCCAUCUGCAUCGCGCCUCCCGAGCUUUUGCUUUCCCCCACAGACGGAGUGGAUUUGUAGACUGAAAGUGAACUGGGAACACCAAACAUACCACACAACGUGCAGUCCGGUCACCACGUCAGUCUCCACCCUCACACGGUCACUGAGCUGGUCCACGCCCUCAGCUCACACUCACAUUCAUCUCUGAGUAUCCUGCUUUGAGUUUUAAGAUUUUAGAGCUGGACAAAAAGUCUUUAGUAGGAAAGGAAAAGUGAAACAAUCAGGUUUGUGUCUGUGACUUCAGACUGCUUUGCUGACUGUGGUUCAUAAAGCAGGAGAUGAAAUCAGUGAAAUAAACCAAAUACAACA